Molecule: messenger RNA, 1954 nt
Organism: Scylla paramamosain (green mud crab)
Lineage: Eukaryota; Metazoa; Arthropoda; Malacostraca; Decapoda; Portunidae
Product: creatinase-like
Exons: 9
Coding region: 39-1373 (444 amino acids)
Source: RefSeq, a predicted model, not a curated record
GGUAUCUCAUAGGAUCUCCCUCACGCCUCAAGAAAAAAAUGCUAGCUGGCGUGAGCAGGUGCACGGCCGUGAGCGGGCGUACUCACGGCCUUGUGGCGGCGGUGGCUUGGCAGCAGUUUGGACAGCGCGCGUCCAGCAAUGACGUGAACACCUUCAGAGAUACCGUCACGAUGCGGUUGCCGAACGGAGUAAAGCAAAGUCCAGGACUGUUCAGCCCCGAGGAGGUGGAGGGACGAGUGAAUCGCCUGCGUCAUCACAUGGAGCAAGAGGGUCUGGCCGCCUGCCUUUUCACCUCCAUCCACAACGUCAACUAUUACACAGGAGGGUUCACCUACUGCGCCUUCGGACGACCUUUCGGUCUGCUGGUAACACCUGAAAAGCACGUAACCAUAUCACCACUGAUUGACGGCGGGCAGCCCUGGCGACGCUCUCCACAGGACAACAUAAUCUUCACAGACUGGAAAAGAGAUAACUACUUCAGGGCUGUGGCAGAGGAGCUCGGGACAACCAAGGGCAAGGUGGGAGUGGAGGAGGACCACCUGAGCGUGGAGGGGCGGGCCAAGCUGCUGCACCACCUCCAGGGGACCACUCUCACUGAUGUGGCUCAGGCCGCCAUGAGAAUGAGAAUGAUCAAGAGCAAAGAAGAAAUUGCAGUUAUUAAGAACAGCACAGCCACAGCAGACGUAGGAGGGUGGGCGUGCGUUGAGGCGCUGGGCGAAGGAGUGCCGGAGUACGAAGUGGCCCUGGCUGGUACGCAGGCCAUGGUGCGCCGCAUUGCAGAGAUCUACCCUGACAGCGACCUUAUGGACUCAUGGGUGUGGUUCCAGUCUGGAAUAAACACGGAUGGUGGCCAUAACCCAGUCACCACCCGCAGGAUACAGAAGGGUGACAUCCUCUCUUGCAAUGCCUUCCCGAUGCCACAAGGGUAUUAUACUGCAUUGGAGAGGACCUUCUUCUUAGAUCACUGCAGUGAUGCGCAUCUCAAGGUGUGGGAAGGCAAUGUUGCAGUUCACAAGCGAGGGCUGGAACUCAUUCGUCCAGGAGCCAAGUGUUCAGAAAUUGCCCAGGAACUGAAUGAACUCUACGCCCAGCUUGGUCUCCUCAAGUAUCGCAUGUUCGGCUAUGGCCACUCCUUUGGGGUGUUGUGUCAUUACUACGGACGUGAGGCAGGUCUUGAGCUGCGGGAGGAUAUUGACACAGUGCUGCAGCCUAACAUGGUGGUGUCAAUGGAGCCUAUGGUGACUGUCCCCGAGGGACAACCAGGAGCAGGGGGAUACCGGGAACAUGACGUCCUGGUAAUCAAUGAUGAUGGAUCAGUUGAAAAUGUAACAGGUUUCCCCUUCGGACCAGAACACAACAUCUUCAAGAAGUAAAGAGAUUAACUAAACCCUUCUGAUGCUGUAGGAUUCUCUUGGGAAGAGAAUUACUGAGGAUUUUUAAAACUGAUUUACAUGUAUCACACACACACACACACACACACACACACACACACACACACACACACACACACACACACACACACACACACAUACACAUUAUGGAUGCAUUACAUAAAAGUGUUGAGAUGUAAGAUCUAACUAAACUUAGUGAACUGCCAAUACUAAAACAGAAGAUAGCAGACUUGCUAUAACCAUUAGGUAAACCUAGCUUUAUGGGGGACCAUUAGCAUUGAAAGAGACAAGGAGUAAUGUCAAUAAUUAAUUUUUAUUAAAAGUAAAUUAUCAGUUUUGAGAAAUGCAGUACCACUGUCUGUUUUUUUGGUAAAAAUUAUGUAUAUACAUCUGUCUACAUGCCUUACAUAAGUUAUCUUAAAUAUUAUUUCUAAGAAAUUAAGAUCAUUCCCAGAAAUCACUGUUAAACUAUACACAUAUAUGCACAAUUCCUUCUCACAGCUAUUGGUGAACAUGACCAAUAUUUUAUGCAUACAAUAAUAAAAAUUUGACAAGUGGCUUUA